UAUGUAUGAAGUCGAUAUACUCGUUACAUUUGAAAGACGAACACCGAUCAAUAUCACAAGAGAAGAGGCAAAGCUUUGAACAUUUCAGUUUCUGGGUUUGUGGAUCGAUUUGCGCCGAUAACUUUUUCAGUUGGAUUUGAGGAACCGUUUGGCUGGAUCUUAUUUUUUUUCUGCGAAAACAAAAUCAAACAUUUGCUAUAGAUUUCAUUAAUUCAACACCUGAUUGCCUAGUGUGCAUUAGAAGUCUUGGAGAAGUAAAUUAUCUGGUGGUUCUGCUUCAAUAGCGUGGCAGAAUGUAUCCUGUUUCCAGAAGCACGGACUCAUAUUAUCCUCACCAGAGCAAUCAGAUGCCUUGCGCACACCCUUAUUAUCCAAGCUUCGAAGCUGUUCCACCUCAAAUGAAAGUGGAUGUAGCCCGACCUCCAGUAACAUAUGAGUCCUGGCCUCAAGGUGGCUUCUAUGGCUAUUCCAUUCCAGUGGGAUGUCACGGAUGUUGUAAUCAUAACUAUCUCCCUGGUCACUAUGGUUUUAGACCUCACUAUCCUCCUCCACCGCCAUCCCCAUUUCACUAUCAUGGAAGUUACCCUAUGUUCCCCGAAACCUAUCCUCUUCACCAUGCUCCUCCUCCACAUUACUCAAUGGAGCAGCCGAGAUACGAGUAUGAUAAGAAUGGGCCUAGAGAUCACUGCUGUGGGUGUCCUAACCACUCGUGCAACAGGAAAAAUUCAAACGUAAAGAUCGAAGAACAGGGCCCUGAUGUGGAAAAGAAAAACAGUAAUUCUGUACUCCCUAUUGAGUCUAACAAUUAUCCGUAUCCAGUUGUGUAUAUUCCUCCUGGUUACAUGAAGAACAGGGAGCACAGAAAACCUGUUGAAGUGGAGAUGGAGGACAGGGAGGAGGAUCCUCAUGAUGCAAAUUCUCCCAGAAGUACGAAAUCUUCUGGACAGGAUCCAAGUGUCUGGAGGAGAUGGUUUCCACUUGAUAUUAACCACCUUGGAUCUCUGAAGCAUGUUGGAGAUGAGAAGAGAACUCAAUAUCAGCAAAAUGAAUACAGUAGUCAAUUGCCAUUUCCAGUAUUUUGGAUGCCUUAUAAGCCUGGUGAAGUGGAAAGAAAAGCUCACACGGAGGACGAAGAAUCCAUUGAAGAAAAACCUUCCAAUUUCAAGAUUACUCCUGUGGCACCUCCUGACAAUGAGGAUGGAACAGGCCAACCUGGAGCAAGUAACAAUAAUUUUGGCAGCGAGGUUGGUCAAAAGAUGAUGGAGAGAGAUGCUAAUCAGAAAUUGAUUCCUGUGAAGCAACUGGAACAGCAUGGGGAAAAGGGCAUCUCAGAAGAUGCCAAGGGAAAAGCCCAAGGUAUUCCUGUGAAGCAUAUUGCAGAUGGUGGUCUAAGGGAACCUUCUGAGAACAGUACAAAAAGGCAGUCCUCUUCACCAAAGGAGGCAUCUAAACUACCUCCGGUCUGUCUGAGAGUUGAUCCUUUGCCGAGGAGGAAAAAUGGUAAUGUUAGUUCAAGGUUUCCUAGUCCUCCUGGUCACAAAGGAACACGGGAGCUAUCUAGAGACGGUUACAAGUCUUCCACCUAUGCUCAAAAGGCUCCCAGUCCUUCUGGUGACAAAGGAACACAGGAGUUAUCUAGUGACAGUUACAAGUCUACCACCUUCUCAAGUUUGAAAGAAAAUACUCAAAAGGACAUGCAGUGUACAAACGCUUCAUUAAAGAAUGCCAUGGAGGCAGAGCCAAACACAAAAGAAGAAGAAGAAGUUGGGACAGCUGAGGUGACUGGGCAAGAUGGAAAGGAAAAUUCUAAGGCUCACCCUCUGAUCCAGGUUGCUGAUAAUUUGCCCACUCUUUCUCAUGAAGAGGUCUCGACAAACCAGAGCACUACUAAGGCCGGUGUUGAUUAUGGUAUAUGUAACCUCAAAGUGGAUAAAGGGUUAGACAAGGAGGAUAAAAUGUCUGCUAAAGAAAUUGAAUUGAAAGAUGCUUCAUCCAAACUUCAAUCAGGUGAUGGUGAAUUCACAGUUGGAGAGGAUAAAGGAGCCAUCAAGGUGAAAGAAGAGAAAUAUGAGGAAGCCAACAAUGCAAAAAGGAAGAACUUGUCAGAAGCUGAAGCAGCUGUGAUUAUUCAGUCUGCAAAUCGUGGUUUUGAGGUGAGAAGAUGGGAACCAUUGAAGAAAUUGAAACAGAUAGCUCAUGUUCGGGAGCAGGUGACUGAAAUCAGAAGUCGUAUUCAAGCUAUCGAGUCUUCUUCUGAUAGCUACAUUGAUGAUAGGCAGAAAGUGAUCAUUGGAGAACUUAUAAUGAACCUUCUGCUGAAACUGGACACAGUUCAGGGCUUGCAUGCAAGUGUAAGGGACAUGAGGAAAUCUGUGGCGAAGGAGCUUGUAAGCCUUCAGGAUAAGCUUGAUUCUCUAGCUUCUCUAUCUAUCAGUAAAUGUGAAGUAUACGCCACUAAACCCAUAGAAGAUUCUCACACCAGCACUGCAAAUAAAGAUUGCAUUCGAGAGCAACAAGUGGAAGCAAAAGAUGAAGGACUUAAAGACUCUGCGGGUAACAAUGAUAAAAUGGAAUUGGUAGAGCCUUGUCAAGGUCAUCGUCUUGGUAUUAUAGACACAAUAUCCAGCGAUAAAGCUGCAGAAACGUCAGAGGUUGUGAUGCUCGACAAAGAAGUAUGCCAGGAGUCCGAGGAUAAGGUUCAUGAAAUCCCACUGAUGAAAGAAUUAGUAGCUCCAGCAAUGAAACUGAAUGAUGAAGAGAACGCUGAAGGUGUUGGUGUCUGUCAAGAGGUGAUGUCAGAGAUGCAAAACUGCAAUGAUUCAAUGCUUGAGCAAUCUGCUGAACUUCCAGCUGCUGCAGAAGAGAUUCGCAAUCAUGUGGAGGAGAAGGGAGCUUCUUCUCUAGUUGAUGACACAGUAUCUGCAGACAAGGACUUGGAAAUGAAUCGGUUGCCAGAACUGCCACAAGGAGUACUGGACAAAGAAAUUGCUGUUGAGCCCCACAGGACUGAACAGAUUGAAAGUGGCACUUGUGAGGGCUCACAAGGUGGAGAUGUUGACUCUAAUAUGGCAAUUGAUGCUACUCAACCAGAUGAGGGAGCUGUAAAUAUGGAUAUGGUUGAACAGAAGGCACAUGAUGCAUUUAUGGAAGGUCUAGUCAGUGCUGAAGUGGUGGAGAAGGUUGGAUCAGCUAAAGAUGAAGAAUUCCUCCACAAUCACAAGAUUGAGCCAAAUGAACUGCUGGAGGAAGCAGAAAGUGAAAAAGUAAGUUCGAGUGAGCCUAUGGAAGUUGCCAAGGGAGAGGAAGAUAAGGUUGGAUCAAAGAAAGCUGACGAACUUGGGGAUACCAAGCUUGACGUUGAGAAAUUCCUAGUGUCAUCACUAGGAGAUGUCAGUAAUCUUGAAGGGCUUGGGGAAGUUUCAAAUCCAGAGGAAUGUUGGCCAGGGCUCUCAUUAUUGGCUAACAAUAUUCAUGAUGGAGAACGGAGAGAAGACAAUCAGAAAUCUUUGGGGUUGGAAGCGUCUAGACUAGAUGAAUCUCAACCUCAGUUAGCAAGGCCGGACAACAAAAUCAAUGAUGGUGAAUGUGAAGACAUCCAUGGAUUAACUUCUCUAGGGGAUGAAAAGCUCAUUGCGGAAACUGGAGAAUCUAAUGAGGAUCCAAAAAUAGCAAUGGGAAAGGAGAAUCAAAAGCUACUCGAAUCAAUUGGUAGAAGAAACGAAACAACUGACCAGCCUCAUGGGACAGAAACAGCUGAAGAAGUCUUGGUGUCCACUCCAUCUGGAGCAGAACUACUAUCUGUUGGAACAGAUAAGAUGAUUGACGAAUCUUGUGGAACUGAAUUUGACAAAGAAGAGGUCUUAGUGGCAACAUCUGGUGAAGAACAAGCUACAGGAGGAAAGUUUUCUCCCAUGUCACCAACACUUAAACAGGUUCCCGUUAGAAAUGACAUGGGGUUGGAAAAUGACAGAAAGUUGAUCGAAGAGAACGAGAGGUUGAGGGAGAUGAUGGAGAAGUUGAUUGAGGCAGGGAAACAACAGUUAACUACCAUAUCCGACCUUACUGGAAGAGUUAAGGACUUGGAGAAAAAAUUGUCAAGGAAGAAGAAAUCGAAGACUAGACGAUCAAGAGUUGCAACAUCUAGAUCUUCCUGUCUUAAACCGUCUAACAACUCUUUAGGAGGUACUGCUGUAGGUUUUGCCAUGUAAGUGUAUUGUUCUUGUUGUGUCUUUCCUUGGAUAUAAUGUCGAUGUGUUACUGUAAUAUAGGGUCGAGUAUUGUUGUAUCUGAAUAAUGUACUGCUUCAUAUAUAUAUUUGGUGAAAUGCAUAUCUGAUACUCUUUUAACGUGCAGUAUUUAUUCCAUUUCUUUCUUGAUCAGUUGAAUGUUGAGCUGCAUUUGUUGCAUUUGUUUGCCUGAUCCAGGUAUAUGCACAUAUUAGAUUGUCCUGAGAUUUAAGCUAUUUUUUUUUUUUUUUCGGAAAGUGAUUUGAGCUUCUUUUUCUCAGCAAUAAGUGGUUUCAUGCCUUACACUCACAAUUCUUUAUCUGUGGAUCUGCUUAAACUCUUCUUUCUAUUUUUCUGACAAGGGUUUUUAUAUAUCUGGAUUUAGUGAAAUAAAGAGAAAUUGUGUCAU
Molecule: messenger RNA, 4635 nt
Organism: Cornus florida
Lineage: Eukaryota; Viridiplantae; Streptophyta; Magnoliopsida; Cornales; Cornaceae
Product: BAG family molecular chaperone regulator 6-like
Exons: 3
Coding region: 294-4208 (1304 amino acids)
Biological process (GO): protein folding
Cellular component (GO): plasmodesma
Molecular function (GO): protein-folding chaperone binding
Source: RefSeq, a predicted model, not a curated record